Molecule: messenger RNA, 1768 nt
Organism: Pelmatolapia mariae (spotted tilapia)
Lineage: Eukaryota; Metazoa; Chordata; Actinopteri; Cichliformes; Cichlidae
Exons: 7
Coding region: 172-1119 (315 amino acids)
Source: RefSeq, a predicted model, not a curated record
AAUCAGCAGCAGCAGUCUUAUCUGUGGGCCGCAGGGGCUGAUGGGAGCUUUGAGGACCUGUUAGAAACCACGUGGCCCUCGUCUGAUCUCACAGCUCGUCCUUGUUUGGCCUCAGCUGCAUCAGAGCGCCACUUCUCCCCAGGUUCACCAGAGGAAACACCACUGCACAAAAUGCUUUUCCUCCCAGCUGCUGCUCUGUGCUGUCUGUGUUCAGCACUGGUUACCGUGACAGCAGAACAGCUGAUUCAGGACGAUUUAACAUUGACCAGGAGAGUUGGAGAAAGUGUCUCCUUCAGCUGUGGAGGGACUGAACAGUGCGAUCGUGACUGGAUAUACUGGUACCAGAAAAAAGAAAAUGAAACAUUCAAAGUGAUACUUGAUAUUGAUAAAACAAAUGGUGACAUUGAUAAAACAUAUGGUCAUCCUCAGAAAGAUGAUUUCUCAGCUCAGAAUAAACAGAACGGCUGUGAGUUGAAGAUCAAAAAAAUUAAACGCGAUCAUUCAGCCACCUACUAUUGCUUCUGUUGGUCCGCAGGUGAUGGCUACCCCAUCUUUGGCUCUGGAACUAAACUGUCUGUAACAGAUGAGCAGGUAGUGAAGCCCGUGGUGAGCGUGUACCCAGCAGCAUCCAGAGCCCACCUGGAGGGGAACAGCUCCCUGCUGUGUGUGGCCUCAGCCAUGUUUCCUCCUCUGGUCCAGUUCUCCUGGAAAAGACAGAAGAAGAACGGCGGAGAAGCGGAGGAGCUGCCCCCUGCUGAGGGAGAGCAGCUGGAGCUCAGAGAGUCGGGACGCACCAUUGCCAUCAGGAUGGUUGAUGGGAGUGAUUCUGACACAUAUAAAUACAGCUGCUGGGUGAAGCACGAGGGGGGCACAGUGGAGGCCCAAACACAACAAGAGGUUCCAGCUCCAGCAGCCUCCUGUCCUCCAGAGAGAGAGCCAGCAGACCUGCCAGCUCUGCAGCCAGCUGACUUGUCCUUCCAGUCUCAGUGCAGGGUGAAGCUGCUCUGCCUGCUGUACACAGUGCUGAUAGUGAAGAGUCUGGUGUACUGCUGUGGACUCUCUCUGCUGAUGAUCCUCACAAACAAGGGAGCGUCCACCAACUGCACACAUGCUGACUGACUGUUUUCUGCUCGCCUUUUCUCACCAUCAGAUUUCCUCGAGUCAGCAGUCAGAAAUGUAAACUAACUUCUGCUCCGUUCAAUGUUUCUUUAUCCAGCAUUUGACCUUUUCAGAUGUAAAAAUCUUAAACCAUCCAAUAUAUAAAAUAAGUAUUGAACACAUCACCAAUUAUUAAAAGUAAACAUAUUCUAAAAGUUAUAUUGAUAUGAAUUUCUCAACAGAUGUCAGUAACAACCUGUUCACAGAUGCAAAGAAAUAAAUCAGCAGACUUUCAUAAAUUAGGUUAUGUAUAAUAAUAAGAAAUGGGAAAGUAUUGAACGCACAAAGAACAGGGGCUGCAAAAAAGUAUGGAAAGUCAUGUCACCACCUGAGAUGUAUCAGUAAUUAGAAAUCAAUCCUGCCACUUAUCAGCUUGUUCAGCUCAACUGAUGGAUUAUAAAAAUGUGUCUCAUUACCAGGGUGUUAAAAGUGUUCAUAAUUUCAGGUCUGUCACAGCACUUAGAAAUAUAUUUAUAAAACUCGACUUGUUCAAUGUUUAUUUUACCAGCUGUAAUAAAAGUGUUUGAUGUGUUUGUGUGUAAAGCAUAGAUUAUUUUUGUUAAGUUAUUAUUUUUCAGCUGUGUAGGAAAUCUCAGUUAAUGCAUUCAGA